AUGAUCAUUUUCAAGGACAUUAUCACCGGUGACGAGAUCAUCUCCGACUCGUACAACCUCAAGGAGAUUGACGGCGUCGUCUACGAGGCCGACUGCACCAAGAUCACUGUCGGAGGAGAAUCAUUCGACACUGGUGCCAAUGCUUCCGCCGAGGAGCAAGAGGAGGGUGCCGAGGACGCGGCCGAGACCAAGAUCGACGUUGUCUACUCUUUCCGCCUGAACGAGACCGGCUUCGACAAGAAGGGCUACCUCACCUACCUUAAGGGCUACAUGAAGGCUGUCAAGGAGGCCCUUAAGACUAAGGGCGCUGAUGAGGCCACCAUCAAGGAGUUCGAGACCAAGGCCUCUGCCUACGCCAAGAAGAUCAUCGCCAACUUCAAGGACUACGAGUUCUUCACCGGCGAGUCCAUGAACCCCGAUGGUAUGAUCGUCCUCCUCAACUACCGCGAGGAUGGUGUCACACCCUAUGUUACCGUCUGGAAGCACGGUCUUCAGGAGAUGAAGGUUUAA
Molecule: messenger RNA, 510 nt
Organism: Alternaria atra
Lineage: Eukaryota; Fungi; Ascomycota; Dothideomycetes; Pleosporales; Pleosporaceae
Exons: 4
Coding region: 1-510 (169 amino acids)
Cellular component (GO): cytoplasm
Molecular function (GO): calcium ion binding
Source: RefSeq, a predicted model, not a curated record